Molecule: messenger RNA, 648 nt
Organism: Laccaria bicolor S238N-H82
Lineage: Eukaryota; Fungi; Basidiomycota; Agaricomycetes; Agaricales; Hydnangiaceae
Exons: 4
Coding region: 1-648 (215 amino acids)
Biological process (GO): plasma membrane tubulation; actin cortical patch localization; endocytosis
Cellular component (GO): actin cortical patch; mating projection tip; medial cortex
Molecular function (GO): protein binding; lipid binding
Source: RefSeq, a predicted model, not a curated record
AUGUCUCCUCAAGACUCUCAAGCUGCUGCACUAUUGGCCCACGUCGUCUCGCAGGUCGAGCAAAACGUACAGUUUCUCGCAUCCCAUGCCUAUAUAUCCCAGGCAGAUGCAUCUGCCAUCCUCACAAAGCUCCCGAAUUCAAAUCAUGGCGUCACCCAGAUCACAAAUGGUAUCGCAAGAAUGCCACUUGCGCCCCGAGCUGCUCCCGUAGCGCCGGGUGUGAAACAAGCAAAGGCAUUGUGGCCCUACAAUGAGAAUGGACAGGAUCCCAACGACUUGUCAUUUUCCUCCGGCGACAUUAUCGAGAUUGUCGAAGAGACGAAUGCAGACUGGUGGGUGGGAAAAUUCAAUGGCAAACAAGCGAUGUUUCCAGCAAGCUACGUUGAGAGGAUUGCACCGGCUGCAGCUGCUGCGGUUCCGGCUAGAAAGCCCUAUAAGCCUUUCGGUGCCGCGCUUCAUGGCUCCGAUGUGCCACCACCAGCAGGGCAGGGUGUAAAUUCAUUGGGUCUACAGGAGAAAGAGGGUACAGAGGAGAAGAAGAGCAGGUUUGGGAAAUAUGGAAAUACGAUGGGUCAAGCUGCGGCUGGCGGUGUUGGUUUUGGUGCUGGUGCCGCGAUUGGUGGAGGCUUAGUUCGUGCCAUUUUUUGA